AGAUAGUGCGACGGAUCGCCGAUGAGCCGUCGAGUGUGAUAUAAUAGAAAAAGUGGUGCCUAUCGUCGAGUAAUAUACGACCGACGGCGCGAGCGAGGAUCGACCGCGAAAGAUGCUGACGUCCAGCGCGAAUCAGUAUCUCCGUCCUGAUCAUUACCUCACGCCGCUACCUACUACGCUGGAUGCGAAGAAAAGUCCACUCGCACUGCUCGCACAGACCUGUAGUCAGAUAGGAGCGGAUCCACCGUCCAACAAAUCAUUACUAAGUUCCUUGGACAAGACAUCGAGUAACAGAUCAUCCAAAACUGCGGAGCAGUCUCGCGAGAAAUCCUCGCCAACGAUAACAGUGUCAGCCACGGUGCCGACGUCGGCGAGCGAGUCCACGAAGACUAGUUUCAAGCCAUACGAAUCGUGCCUGGGACGUGAGAAGACGUGCACGCCGGACGAGUCGCGGUCGACGUCAAGCCACUCGACGUCCGGACGAUCGAGGACGCCCGGUAACGGCGGCAAACGAUGCCCGAGCAAUCAAAGUGCCGCGUCAACGCGCGCGGUCACGCCGCAAGGUAGAAAAACAGCAACACCAAACGGCGAGGUUACGCGGGACUCGCCGGCUUCAAGAAGCUCGGCGCCUUCGGUGCCGUCGAGUACGGCGGACGCUUGCACGAGUCAGCCAACCGUGAGUAGUCCCUCGUUACAAGUGAAACCCGCCUACAGUCCCGUCAGCGUGCUCGCUAUGGCCGAUCCAUCAAUCAAGGAUCUCCCAUUGGGCACGUUUAAGCCUGGCGUCAGUCUACCAGUCUCCACCGCCGCCUACUUGGGCUACAGUCCCGGUCAGCUACCCAUCGACGUGAUGGCCAAUUCGUUCAUGUCCCAUCACGCCGCCCUGAAGAACGGCAUCAACCCCUAUCUUUACGCACGAUUGAAAAGUACCGGUGGACCAGCCGACAACCUGAUGCCGAUAUGCCGUGAUCCAUUCUGCACCGGUUGCCAGCUCAACUCGCACCUCCUGUCGAACCCCGCGACGGCCGCAGCGGCAGUCGCCAGCAUCGCCAAUGGCAAAUUGCCGUCGGGUGCGAGCGCGACGCCGGUUUCCUGUCCGGCCGGGUGCGCUCAAUGUGAUCACAAACCCGGCAGUGUUUCGCCCUACGGCUCCCUGGUUUACGCGCAUGCGCAGCUGGCGGCACUGGCCGGCACGCAGCUACCCUACGUAUGCAACUGGAUCGCGGGUGAUACCGCGUACUGCGGUAAGAGAUUCGGUACGUCUGAAGAGUUGCUGCAGCAUCUCAGAAGUCACACGAACGUGUCAGCGAGCGGCGCAACCGAUCCCGCGAGCGCGGCCGCCGCGCUCUCCCUACUGCCUGGACCACCCCCGGCGCUGCACCCGACUCAUCCUCUGUUCGCGAGAUCUUACCCUACGCCGCCUUUAAGUCCGCUCGCUACCGCGCGCUACCAUCCCUAUGGGAAACCCUCGCCGCUCUUGACACCGUCUCUGUCGACGCUCGGGCUGCCGCUUCCACCGCCGCCACCGCCACCGCCGCAUCCACACGCGACCGCCGGACUGGCGUAUUUCUCGCCGUAUUCUAUCUACGGGUCCCGUCUAGGCGCUACCUCCGGGAUGCACCAAUGA
Molecule: messenger RNA, 1627 nt
Organism: Cyphomyrmex costatus
Lineage: Eukaryota; Metazoa; Arthropoda; Insecta; Hymenoptera; Formicidae
Product: zinc finger protein Elbow
Exons: 2
Coding region: 113-1627 (504 amino acids)
Biological process (GO): negative regulation of DNA-templated transcription
Cellular component (GO): nucleus
Source: RefSeq, a predicted model, not a curated record